Molecule: messenger RNA, 954 nt
Organism: Prorocentrum cordatum
Lineage: Eukaryota; Dinophyceae; Prorocentrales; Prorocentraceae
Source: the annotation of a GenBank genome assembly
AUGGCACCGAAGGGAGUGAAGGGAGUGCAGGGCAAGUUCGCCAAGGCCAAGGCCAAGGCGGCGAUGAAUAAGAAGCCUGCGGCAGCACCACCGAUUCGCCCGAGGCCUUCGGCAGCGGACGUCAGCGAGUUGGAGGGCCCCGUGCCCACCUCUGCGGACAGGCGCAGGUUCAUGCAGAUCGUGAAAGCAGGAGGUGCCCACCAGGCGAUCUUGGACGACAUCAAGAGCAUCCAGGACCUCGGAUACGGCAAGAACAAAAUGUCCAGACUGAACAAAAAGAUCAGCGCUUGGGUCGAGCAGGGCUUCGACCAUCCCACGUUCCAGGACACCAUCCAGUACAGUGAGAGCAAGAAGAGGGCGGAGCGUAACAAGGCGAUGCCCUGGAGCGUCUUGAAGGCGAAGCUGCUCCACAACUGCGAGGAGGCAGCCAUCGCGGCGCUCGAGGAGGGCGACGUGGUGGCCGUCACCAACCCAAAGGACCCUGACGGCAACGUGUCUGGCGACGUAUCGGGGUUCCUGCUCAAUAUGGAGAGCUUCUUCGAGAGCAUCGAGGACGGCUACGACCUGAGCACCACUGACCCGCACGUCUCGAAGAAGACCGCCGCCAUCACCGACUGCUUGCCUUGCGCCGACGACGACCCGAUGACCACAGCGCUCAAGAAGGUGAAGAUCGCAUCGGGCAACCUGUCGAAGCUCCGCCUCAAGGUCCUCGAGUGCACGGGCAGCACGCACGGCAGCAAGCACGACGCGUUCGUCAAUGCGCACUUGAGCGACAAGGAGUCUGUGAUUCAGGCAAUCCUGGCGAAGUACGACACCCUCCUGCGCACCAAGAGCCUUCCAGGGGCCACAUCGGCCACGACGCCUGCCCUGAUCAAGCAGGCCAUCGCGAUCGACAGCAAACUGUGCCAGCAGAUCGCGAGUGCGAUCCAGGUGGCCAAGACGAUGGAGGAGUAG